CCUGAUGAACGUAAAAGAAAUAUCAAGAAAUUCCGUGAGUGGUAUUCUAGUAAGUCAUAAUAUGUUAAUAUAUAGUAGUACGCUGACCCACACACGCAUACACACACACACACUAGAAUCCCAUACUUUAAACAUAAAAUCGUGUCACAGUAUCAGUAUAUUAUCUUCAUUAAUUUUGUCUUUGCAUGUAUAUCUCUGUUUAUCUCUCUUCAUCGCCCUACCUGUCUUCCUCUCUCUCUCUCUCUCUCUCUCUCUCUCUCUCUCUCUCUCUCUCUCUCUCUCUCUCUCUCUCUCUCUCUCUCUCUCUCUCUCUCUCUCUCUCUCACAUAAUCAAUUAAUUUUUGCAAGUACAUCAUUUCUUGUUCGUGUGUAUUUAUUUAUUAAUUUAUUGCGGGUCAAUACAGAUUCUCCACGGGUGGUGAUAUCCUCAGGGAAACACACGAGAGUAGAGCUGGGGAAACUGCUCAUAUUACGCUGUUCCGCUGACAGUAACCCAGCCAUCACUACAUUUGAGUGGACUCGCGGCUCGACACGUGUAGCUGUUGGUUCUGUGUUACAGAUUUCUGCGUUCCGAGACUCUGACCAAGGAGAGUACACAUGUUCAGCGACAACUGUGUCUGCUAGAUAUGGUUCUCUGAGAGGCUCAGCAAGUGUUAUUGUCACUGUUCGGGAAGCAGCUCCUGGCUCGUGUUACUGCACGGAUCAGUCAGAGACCAGCGUGGAUUUGGAGUGGAAUUACGACAGAACCGACAAAUCGAACACGUUCUCUGUUGAGCAGCGUCUCUCAAAGAAAACACGCUGGGAUCUCGUGUCCAUGUUAACUACUCAGAGAGACAACAACACGUUUACUUUACAUGUUGAUCACUUGCAAUCCAAUUCUUCAUACUACUAUAAAAUAUUCUCUUCAUCUAACAAAGACGACAGCAGUUUCUGUUUGACAACAUGCAGAACACUGCCCGUUUCCAAAAACCACGAGACUGUUUUAUAAUCGUCUACGUCUGGACUAGGAGUGGGAGUCGCUGUUGGACUUGUAGUAGGAUUGGUUGUCACCAGUGUCGCUGCCGUGCUCAUCAAUCUCAUCUUGCUGAGAACAGGUUUCCUAGUUAGAUCGGAAUCUAAACGCCAGAAGGAAAGGAGCGUUUAUCAAGACAUCACAAUGGACACAGUUCAACAAACUUCUGGUUCAGGCACUACAAGGAUGCCAAAUGAAUCGAUCAACACAUACGACAGUUUACAAUCCCAUGAUGCAACUCCUUAUGAAAAACUGAAUGCAUACGGGAAUCUGCCUUCGUCGGGAGCAAUGCUGGAGGACACGACCAAGUAAAGGACGUAUGUACGUUUACAACACAAAUAAGCGUGCAGGGGUUACUUAGAAACCAAAGCAUCUGAUGGCCGAGAGACAUCAACACUGGAGGAUUCUGUAAAGUAUGAUGUGACUUCAACAAAACAGGAACGCUUGUGGUAGUGAAAUUAAUCAAUGACAAACAUGUUGUGUUGGCUCUGGUCAUGACGAUGCACCUACAUAACCAUUCCUGACUUUAUUCCUACGUCUCCUAUUAGUACGUAGAACGUUAACUCGUCAUGUUGAUAAGGAAUCUGAAUUUUGAAAACUCGAAAGUAUUCUUUUUGCCAUCAUGCAUUAUUGUUUUAUUUAGUAUGAAACUUGUUUGUGUGUUGCUACAUGCUGAUGAUCUGGGCCCGUGCUUAUAAAACAUUUAGAGUCCAGACUCAAUCUUUAAUGACGUCACACGCAUGCAAUUUGUAUGGCGUUGCCAUGACGUUACUGUCUCAGACUCUAUUAGAGUCUCGAGUCUAGACUCUAAAUGUUUUAUAAGCACUAGGCCUGGUACUAUUGGCCUAAACUGAGUCGGACUUGCAAGUUGUGCUGGAUUGUCUUAAUGUAUGGUGUAAGAAAAACAAAAUGGUGAUUAAUGUUGGCAAAUCUUGUUCAUUUCCGGAAUCCGUUUGUGAACAGAACGUUAACUGUUUUCAAAUGAGGAGAGUGUGCGUUAAGUCGUAUUCACAAAGCACAUUCUUUUCUCACUUUGCCAGCACGCAAACAUUACCUUAUGGGGAAAAGAAGGGCAAUAAAUGCCUGAAAUAUGACUUAAUUAACCAUAAACUAGCUCUCUCUCUCUCUCUCUCUCUCUCUCUCUCUCUCUCUCUCUCUCUCUCUCUCUCUCUCUCUCUCUCUCUCUCUCUCUCUCUCUCUCUCUCGCCCAAGAUGGAUGGAAAUCUAAUUUACACGUUUGUACGUGUGUUUUACAUUUGUAACACAGUAUACAGCUUCUUGAAAGUCUCUAGUUAAUAGUUUUAUAUUUAUUAAGC
Gigantopelta aegis is the source of this 2328-nucleotide messenger RNA. RefSeq lists its product as uncharacterized. Gene Ontology annotation, biological process: cell-cell adhesion. Lineage: Eukaryota; Metazoa; Mollusca; Gastropoda; Neomphalida; Peltospiridae. Gene Ontology annotation, molecular function: cell adhesion molecule binding. The record is from RefSeq and is a predicted model, not a curated record. Gene Ontology annotation, cellular component: cell-cell junction. Bases 5 to 988 code for a protein of 327 amino acids. The transcript is spliced from 7 exons.